CCUUGGCAACGGAGAGAAGCUGCUCUCAAAGGGAAAAGGAGGAGCUGGGCCUUUGAGGCGGAUCAGUGGCUUUGGCUCCUUUGAGAGGGAUGGAGUCUUUGCCUGUAGAAAUUAUCACAUACAUUUUAGGCUUCCUGCCAAUCCCCGACAGGAAAGAGGCCUCUCUGGUAAACCAAACCUGGUACUUGGCAGCCCAGGAUUCCCUUCGCCAGGAGAACCUCUUCUACAACAUUCCUGCUAGCUCCACCUCACUCAGGACCAUCAAGACUUUGGGCCAAAGGCAUGUGUGCAAUGUCAAGAUGGCAAACCUGGAUGGCUCUACCACUUCUCGGGAUGUCAUCAAGUACGUUGCUCGCUACCUGGGGCCACAUCUGCACAGCUUGUGCCUCCAAGGGAGCAGCCUGACAGAAACUAGCUUUGAGGAGCUCCUCUUGGCCUGUCCGUGCCUCAGAGCCUUGGAUCUAACUGGAUGCAACAGUCUCUUUAUGUCAGGGGCCUUGCUUGCCAAAGAAGAGACUUGCCUGCAAGUCCGUAAGACUCUGAGCAACUUGCAGGAGCUGAACUUGUCUGGUGUGCGAUACCUGUCUGACCUUACCUUCAAUCGCUUGACCAGUUGCUUUCCAUGCCUGACCAAGCUCAUCCUUGCUCGCUGCCACAUUGGUUUUUAUGUUCACUCUGACUCCAUCAACUACACCUCCUCGGUUCUGCUGUCCUUCGGCAAUCUCUUGCUGUUCCUUUGGGAGCAAUCCAUGAGCAUGGAAGUUUUGGAUUUGAGUGAAACAACAUUCUCAAGCCAGGCAAUGAUGUCCCUGCUCCAAGUGGACCAUCUGUGCCUGGAAGAAAUGGUGCUGCAGAAUUGCCAGAAUCUGACCGAUGAGACAGUAAGCAUCUUAUGUGAGCACCAGUCUUACUUAAUCACCUUGGACUUGAGUGGUUGCUUUGAGCUGUCUGACCAGGCUGUCUUGACCAUCUGCUCCAGGCUCCCAUACCUCCAAUGCCUGCGUCUGGGGAAGCUCCCACGCAUAACUGAAGCUGGCUUUCAAAAGAUUUCGCAAUUGAAGCAUCUCCAACACUUGGAUGUCUCUGAAUGCAGUCUUGUUAGCUGUAGUGAACUGGUGAAAGCUUUUAAUGCUGUCAAGGGACAGCCCAAACUGGUCUCCUUGAAUGCUGCCUGUUGCUCUUUACUACAGGAAAGUUCAAUCCUCUCACUAGCUGAAGCCCUGAGUAAGAGCCUUCAUGUUCUGGAUCUCUUGUCCUGUGAGUCUCUUGGCGACAGAAGCAUCCAGGCUAUUGCUUCUCACCUCUUGCUCCUGACAGUCCUGCGUUUGGCCCAUUGCAAAGAACUGACUGACUGGGGCCUAUUGGGAAUUGAGAAACCCAAAGAGGAGCACGAAUGUGCUAUAGAGGCUUUGCCAGGCUUUGGCAAUAUGGGCUUCUUCCAGCCACCUCCACAAGAUCUGGACUCGCAAGAUGGUCAGAUUCUCAUUGACCUUGCCAAGGAAGCUGUCCAAGAAAACCGCCAAGCCUCUUUGCGUGCCCUGACCCGUCUGCAAGAGCUUGACCUGACGGGUUGUGAGAAGCUGACGGAUAUGAGCAUAGCCAAGGUGAUCUGCUUCCCUGAGCUCCGACACCUGUCCCUCAGCCUCAUUCCCAACAUCACAGACAACAGUCUUCGAGCCAUUGCUCGCAACUGCCGAAGCUUGGAAAACCUGUCCCUGACUUACUGUGUGAACCUGACUGAUAAGGGCUUUGCGGAGGUAGCUGCCUGUCUGCACAGACUUCAACAUCUUGAUGUUUCUGGCUGUAAUCAAUUAACACCCCGGACUCUGAAGGUUGUUGGUCAAGAGUGCCAGCAACUAAAAUAUUUGGAUGUCUCUUUGUGCAGCAAGAUUACCAUGAAGGAUGUGGAACAUUUCCAACCACACCUGCCACCACAGAGUCAGGCUAGCAUUCAGUCUCAUUUUGUGCGUGGAACAAAGCUUUCCUUUACUCUCUGGCACAGUGUAAACCCAGAGUUACGGAUAAUCAAUGUGGUAAUCCCCACUCCCCCUGAAAGCACCUAUUGCGAAUGACAAAGUAUCCUUGGGAAACAGCUUCUGUCUUGGUUGUUCUUUGGUCAGUUGGUGGUUCUAUAAAUCAACCAGUCCUUUUCUGUCUUCUUUUUACUGAUCUGUACUGCCAUUGCACUAAUAA
Sceloporus undulatus (fence lizard) is the source of this 2193-nucleotide messenger RNA. RefSeq names its product F-box/LRR-repeat protein 2-like. The transcript is spliced from 7 exons. Lineage: Eukaryota; Metazoa; Chordata; Lepidosauria; Squamata; Phrynosomatidae. Gene Ontology annotation, molecular function: protein binding. Gene Ontology annotation, cellular component: SCF ubiquitin ligase complex. The record is from RefSeq and is a predicted model, not a curated record. Gene Ontology annotation, biological process: SCF-dependent proteasomal ubiquitin-dependent protein catabolic process. The coding region runs from base 90 to 2072 and encodes 660 amino acids.